Pseudoliparis swirei is the source of this 1131-nucleotide messenger RNA. It is a transcript of the gene eif1axb, whose product is annotated as eukaryotic translation initiation factor 1A X-linked b. Gene Ontology annotation, molecular function: translation initiation factor activity; RNA binding. The record is from RefSeq and is a predicted model, not a curated record. The transcript has 7 exons. Gene Ontology annotation, biological process: translational initiation. Gene Ontology annotation, cellular component: cytoplasm. The coding region runs from base 144 to 578 and encodes 144 amino acids. Lineage: Eukaryota; Metazoa; Chordata; Actinopteri; Perciformes; Liparidae.
CGCAAACCGGCGCAGCGUAUCGGCGGUGACUAGCUCGUUUCUCGCCGCGUUCAGUCCGUUUAGAUCCGGCCGUUGCUCCGUGUUUGUGAUCCGUGAGUCGUUUCUACCGAGUGGGACGAGCGGGACCGAGGCGGGACAAGAAUAUGCCCAAGAAUAAAGGAAAGGGAGGAAAGAAUCGUCGACGUGGAAAGAACGAGAAUGAGUCUGAGAAGAGAGAGCUGGUGUUCAAGGAGGACGGACAGGAAUACGCUCAGGUGAUCAAGAUGCUGGGGAACGGCCGUCUGGAGGCCAUGUGCUUCGACGGGACCAAGAGGCUCUGCCACAUCAGAGGGAAGCUCCGGAAAAAGGUGUGGAUCAACACGUCGGACAUCAUCCUGGUCGGCCUGAGGGAUUACCAGGACAACAAAGCCGACGUCAUCCUGAAGUACAACGCGGACGAGGCUCGCAGCCUGAAGGCGUACGGCGAGCUGCCCGAGCACGCCAAAAUCAACGAGACGGACACCUUCGGGCCCGGAGACGACGACGAGAUCCAGUUUGAUGACAUCGGCGACGACGACGAGGACAUCGAUGACAUCUGAAGCUGCUGCUGGAGGUUUUACUGGACACGACACGACGAUGAUGAAGAUGAUGAUGAUGCUUUUUUUAUUAAGAUCAGCCUCUGCCAACCAAUACAGUUAAUUAAACGUUCAAUUAUUCCAGUUUGUUACCACCAGCAGACGUCUUUGUUGUUGUUGUUGUUUUGAGGGGAGAAAAGGAACGACACAAGUACCUUUUAUUUUUUUUGGGUGGAGUUUGUUGACGUGACUGAAGAUGAGACCGUCAUUGAUAUCGAGCGUUCGCGGUCCGCUGAGCUGAUCACCAGCGUCGUGUUCAGGAUAUCUGGACGCACGUCUGGAUGUUCACCUCUUUUAUUUUAUUUUACUUUAUUUUGCUUCAAACGUCAACAAAAAACGGACAAUUUCACAUCUUUUUAGUUUUUCUUCUUCUGGAUUAUCAAAGAAACUUAACACCGAUACCGUGACUGCAUACACACCAUCUUUUUAACAAUGUAUUUAAAUUAAUUUCACGCUGUUGUGGAGUUUAGCAAAAAGUACAGAAUCUCUGGGUUCGUCAAUAAAAAGAUAAACCAUU